AUGUUGGCCAGAUCAUGCCUGCGCUCGACGCGCUCGUUCGGGGGAGUACGGAAUAAUGCAAUUAACGCUACAAAGCGUGCUGCAUCCACUUCCACUUCCGCGGAAGCCGCUUCUCCCUUCGGUAUCAACAUGGCUGCAGGUGCUGCUACCGCAGUGGCGGCAGGAUCUCUCGCCUGGUACUAUCAUCUUUAUGGCCAGCCAUUAAACGCUAUGACACCAGUUGAAGAAGGUCUUCAUCCAACACAAUACCCAUGGGUUCACCAACAAUACGCAAAGACAUUCGAUCACCAAGCAUUACGAAGAGGUUUCCAAGUUUACCAAGAAGUUUGCGCAUCAUGCCAUUCUUUGAGCCGUAUUCCAUACAGAGCUUUGGUCGGUGUUACACACACAGUCGAUGAGGCAAAGGCUAUGGCCGAAGCGAACGAAUACGACAGCGAGCCAAACGACGAGGGUGAAAUCGAAAAGCGACCUGGAAAACUCUCUGAUUACCUCCCAUCCCCAUACAAGAACGAUGAAGCCGCUCGUGCUGCCAACAACGGAGCUUUGCCACCUGAUCUCAGUUUGAUGGUCAAGGCCAGACACGGCGGUGCCAACUAUAUUUUCAGUUUGUUGACUGGUUACCCAGAUGAGCCCCCAGCAGGAGCCAAGGUUCCAGAAGGACUCAACUUCAACCCAUAUUUCCCAGGUACCGGUAUUGCUAUGGCUCGUGUUCUCUACAACGAACUUGUUGAGUAUGAAGAUGGUACCCCAGCAUCAGCAUCACAAAUGGCCAAGGAUGUUGUCGAGUUCCUCAACUGGUCAGCCGAGCCUGAGAUGGAUCAACGUAAGAAGAUGGGUAUGAAGGUUUUGGUUAUUGGAUCUAUGCUUUUCGCAUUGAGCAUUUGGGUUAAGCGUUACAAGUGGUCCCCUAUCAAGACAAGAAAGAUCGUGUAUAACCCACCUAAGACUGGCAACGGUCCUGCACAUCACUAG
Botrytis sinoallii is the source of this 972-nucleotide messenger RNA. RefSeq lists its product as uncharacterized. The coding region runs from base 1 to 972 and encodes 323 amino acids. The record is from RefSeq and is a predicted model, not a curated record. The transcript is spliced from 4 exons. Lineage: Eukaryota; Fungi; Ascomycota; Leotiomycetes; Helotiales; Sclerotiniaceae. Gene Ontology annotation, biological process: mitochondrial electron transport, ubiquinol to cytochrome c. Gene Ontology annotation, molecular function: electron transfer activity; heme binding.